AGAGACGUACAGACCCGCUGUCUGUACAGAACAGUGCUAGGAAAUACAGACUAAUGGCGUCUUCACAACGCGCCCGACGGAUCAGCUGAUUCUUAUAUCUGCCUGCAAAACUACAUGAAGACAUAAGCUCUGCAGCAGGCAUCAUGACCACAGCCAGGUACCGACCCACCUGGGAUUUGGCCCUGGACCCGCUGGUGACCUGUAAGUUGUGCCUGGGAGAGUUUCCCUUGGAGCAAAUGACCACCAUCACCCAGUGCCAAUGCAUCUUCUGCACCCUGUGCCUGAAGCAGUAUGUGGAAAUUCUCAUAAAAGAAGGCUUUGAAACGGCCAUCAGCUGUCCAGACUCAGCCUGUCCGAAACGUGGACAUUUACAAGAAAAUGAGAUUGAAUGCAUGGUGGCCACAGAGAUAAUGCAGAGGUACAGGAAGCUGCAGUUUGAGAAGGAGGUGUUGCUGGACCCAAGCCGGACCUGGUGCCCCUCCUCCACGUGCCAGGCCGUGUGCCAGCUGAAGGAGUCUGACACGCCGCUUCCGCAGUUGGUGCGGUGCAGCGUUUGCACACUUGAGUUCUGUUCCGCCUGCAAGGCCAGCUGGCACCCGGACCAAGACUGCCAGGAGAACGUCCCCAUCACCUCGUUUCUACCUGGAGAAAGCAGUUCAUUCUUUAAAGCUGAUGAUGACGACGCCCCCAUCAAACGCUGUCCUAAGUGUAAAGUCUACAUAGAAAGAGACGAGGGCUGUGCCCAGAUGAUGUGUAAGAACUGCAAGCAUGCUUUCUGCUGGUACUGCCUGGAGUCUCUGGACGACGACUUCCUCCUGAUCCAUUAUGACAAAGGACCCUGUCGGAACAAAUUAGGCCACUCCAGAGCCUCGGUGAUCUGGCACAGAACACAGGUUGUUGGAAUCUUUGCUGGUUUCGGCCUCCUCUUACUGGUAGCCUCUCCGUUCCUGCUUCUAGCUACACCAUUCGUGCUGUGCUGUAAGUGCAAGUGCAGUAAAGGCGACGAUGACCCUUUACCCACCUAACAGCUUGGCGUGAGCAGUCCCUGUACGAGGAAUUCCGGUCAUCUCCUUUAAUCCUUUUUCUUUUCCUCCUCCGCCUUCGAGCUCUUCAUCAACCGGUGGGACUUGCGCAUUUGAAGCCGCAACACGAGCCAUCUCACGCCACGGUUACUGUCACAGCUAGCUGAGUAGGCUCCAUCCCCACAGGCCCGAUGAGACUAAAGCAGACCUCAUGAGGCUGCUGCUUGCUUAGGUGGGGGAUUCGACAGGUGGGGGU
Molecule: messenger RNA, 1278 nt
Organism: Rhinichthys klamathensis goyatoka
Lineage: Eukaryota; Metazoa; Chordata; Actinopteri; Cypriniformes; Leuciscidae
Gene: rnf144aa
Product: ring finger protein 144aa
Exons: 8
Coding region: 144-1025 (293 amino acids)
Biological process (GO): protein polyubiquitination; ubiquitin-dependent protein catabolic process; positive regulation of proteasomal ubiquitin-dependent protein catabolic process
Cellular component (GO): Golgi apparatus; ubiquitin ligase complex; cytoplasm
Molecular function (GO): ubiquitin conjugating enzyme binding; zinc ion binding; ubiquitin protein ligase activity
Source: RefSeq, a predicted model, not a curated record